UCUCGCAAUCGACCACAGCACACCCCAACCGGUUCCCCCGGCGGACGAGAAGAAUGCGGCGACGGAGUAGGAGACAACUUGUCAGGGAGGCGAGGGGAGAUCGAAAUCAAAUUACUUGACUGUUUCUAGACGAGAAGAUUUAUCCACCUUUGUAUUUUGGUAUAAGGAUAACGUUCCCAUUCACAUGAAUGCUAGAGUAACUAAGCUUGCUUCUAAUACUUCGUUGGAUCAUUCUCUAUGCAUAUAUCGCUUGAGGAUUGAAGAUACUGGACAUUAUUUGUGUAUUGAAACUACCAUAGGUAAUCAAGGGACGUUAUUAGCUGGACAUCAAAUUACGGUCGUAAAGACUGUCACAGAACUACAAUUUCCUGCUUUUAUGGCUUCUGAAUUCCCGCAGUUUGAUUUUCCUGUUUGUAAUGAUACAUGGACUAAAGCCUCUGUCUGGUGUACUUUAGAUUAUGAUAAUGGCACCAUACUAGCUUCUUCUGUCCCCGUUAAUAAUAACAGCCUUGUUUUUUACAAGCAAUGGGAAUUCUGGAAACUUGCCUUAUCCUUUUCUUAUAGACCGGUGAUUACUUGCGUCGCUCCUCCUUAUGCUUUAUUGAUUGGAGAUUUAAUUGUAGAAAACACUAUGAAUCCUAUAGGUUAUAAUAUUACUUGUGUUAAUUGUAUCUUUAGUAGUUGUGUUUUGCCCGUUAAAGGAUCUGCAUCUGUUAUGAUUAUGAAGCAACCUUCUUAUAUAAUGUUACCUGUUAAUUUGUCUGAACCAUGGUAUCAUAACACUGGCACGCAAGCCUGGCUGGAAUUGACUGAAGCGUUAAAACGACCAAAGAGAUUUAUAGGUGUUCUAAUAUGUGCAAUCCUAGCCUUAGCAGCUUUAACUGCUACUGCGGCCACUGCUGGGAUUGCUCUUUCACAAACUAUUCACCAGGCUCAUUAUGUUAAUCAGUUAUCUAAAAAUACUAGUGUAGCAUUAGCCCUACAAAGUCAUAUUGAUACCCAACUAAAAACGGAAGUAGAUGAAUUAAAAAAUGUUCUAAUAGGAAUAGGGGAUCAAGUUAUGGCUUUAAAAUUAAAAAUGCGUUUGAUUUGUCAUGCCAAAUAUACCUGGAUUUGUGUAACUCAACAUUUAUAUAAUGAUUCACAAUGGGAUUGGGAAAAAGUAAAAAUGCAUAUAUUAAGUGUAUGGACUGAUGGACACAUUAGCCUUGAUAUUCAAAAGUUAAAUGCCGAAAUACAAGCUAUUCAAGAGGCCCACCUGGACGAAGAUGGACCCCAGAAUUUGAUUCAAGGAUUAUUAGAUCAACUACAAGGGCUAAACCCGAUACAAUGGAUUCAUGGAGGGCUCUCAGGCCUGAUAUCAAUUGGUGUACUACUUUUAUUGGUGAUCGGUUUAUUACCUUGUGUUGUUAGAUUUGUAAUGGGGCGCUUCACUGUCUUGCAAUUCUGA
This is a messenger RNA of Balaenoptera acutorostrata (minke whale), 1450 nucleotides long. RefSeq names its product endogenous retrovirus group K member 13-1 Env polyprotein-like. The transcript is spliced from 3 exons. Gene Ontology annotation, molecular function: structural molecule activity. NCBI's taxonomy places the organism in Eukaryota, Metazoa, Chordata, Mammalia, Artiodactyla, Balaenopteridae. Bases 185 to 1450 code for a protein of 421 amino acids. The record is from RefSeq and is a predicted model, not a curated record.